UUGUGUUCCUGUUUUAUACCUUUGUCUUUAUCAACUCUCUUUCAACUCGGUACUUUAGCUGAAAAUUGGUCGUCCCCUAUCAAUAGAGCAAAGUUUUGAAAUAAAUGUCAAAUAAUUUCAGAGAUCAGCUGUAAACAUUUUUAUAGGUUAACUUUGCACUUACGAAAAGUAAUAAUAAAUUGCCUUUAAUUAAGCCUGAUAAGGGCUAAUCAUGGCACUGAAUAGACUGUUUUCUAAAUUAACCAUAGUACCAACAUUAGUCAAUAGAAGAGCCAUUCAUGUAUGUGCUACCAAUUUUGCGAGCAAACCAACUCUUCAAAAACCAAAACCAGGUUUUGGCAAAGCGUACAGGCGUAUUGUGCAUUUCCCUGAAGAGUAUACAGUUAAACCUCUAGCUGUUACUAACUUAGCUGGACGAGACCCUGAGACAGGCAGGUUAGUGGCCAAAGGUAUAGGCGGAGGUAUAAAACACAAGUAUCACUGGAUAGAUUGGGUCCGGGAUGGACCAAAAGAAGGGCCACCACAAGAAGAAAAAGUCAUUCAGGUGAUGGAAGACGGAUGCAGAACGGCGCACAUUGCCUUAGUAGCUGUGGGUGAUAAACUGAAAUACAUUCUAGCAACCGAGAACAUGAAAGCAGGAGACAUCUUGAAAACAUCACGUGACCUGCCAAGAAUUCCUGUACGUGCAAACGAAGGAGAUGCCUAUUUAUUAGGUGCAUUACCAACUGGAACUGUAGUCCAUUGUGUUGAGAAAGAACCAGGGCUUGGAGGCCUUUACAUUCAUGCAGCUGGGACAUACGGUACAAUUCUGAGAAAAGUCGACGAUAGAGUGAUCGUUCAAAUGCCAUCCAAACGUACUUUCAGCUUCAGUCAGUACUGCAUGGCAGUUGUUGGUCGCCUGUCUAAUGUGGACCAUGGCAGAACCCCGAUUGGGUCACCACAACGGAACAGAUGGUUGGGAAACCGCCCACGAUCUGGUCUAUGGAAAAGGAAAGAUGGCCGCCACGGAAGGAAGAUCAGGCCCCCAAAGCCCGUCAAACUUAUCUCACACCCAAACAAGUUUCCUCUUCCAGCAAUCACGCUGAAUAUGCAUCCUUAGAACUAUGUAGAUAAAUGUAAUGUGUAAUAAACUGUUAUUUAGAAUA
Molecule: messenger RNA, 1145 nt
Organism: Ostrinia nubilalis (European corn borer)
Lineage: Eukaryota; Metazoa; Arthropoda; Insecta; Lepidoptera; Crambidae
Gene: mRpL2
Product: large ribosomal subunit protein uL2m
Exons: 6
Coding region: 212-1099 (295 amino acids)
Biological process (GO): mitochondrial translation
Cellular component (GO): ribosome; mitochondrial large ribosomal subunit
Molecular function (GO): structural constituent of ribosome; RNA binding
Source: RefSeq, a predicted model, not a curated record